This is a messenger RNA of Marmota flaviventris (yellow-bellied marmot), 1106 nucleotides long. It is a transcript of the gene Cdk2ap2, whose product is annotated as cyclin dependent kinase 2 associated protein 2. NCBI's taxonomy places the organism in Eukaryota, Metazoa, Chordata, Mammalia, Rodentia, Sciuridae. Gene Ontology annotation, cellular component: microtubule; nucleus; cytoplasm. Gene Ontology annotation, biological process: negative regulation of G1/S transition of mitotic cell cycle; regulation of microtubule cytoskeleton organization. The record is from RefSeq and is a predicted model, not a curated record.
ACAGGUGCGAGGUCCGGAAGGCACAAACCAAUCGGCUGUAGUUGCGACCUGUGGGGGCAGGCCUCGGCCAAUAAGGAGGCUCGAGUGACGUCUUUGAGCGCCAAUAGGGAGUGACGGAGCUUGCGUGCCCGCCCACCCUUCCGGCCGGAGCUCUAUUUACCAGGGGCGUGCAGCGCGUCUGCCAAUCGGAGCGCGGCUGAGCGGCCCGGCAGCCAACCCCGGAGGAGCGGCCGGCUGGCGUCUGCCGCACCCAGGAGUUGGGGAUGUCCUACAAACCCAUCGCUCCCGCCCCCAGCAGCACCCCCGGCUCCAGCACCCCUGGGCCAGGCACCCCGGUACCUACAGCCGGAAGUGUUCCAUCGCCGUCGGGCUCAGUGCCAGGAGCCGCUGCCCCUUUCAGACCACUCUUUAAUGACUUUGGACCUCCCUCCAUGGGCUAUGUGCAGGCGAUGAAGCCACCUGGUGCCCAGGGCUCUCAGAGCACCUACACGGACCUGCUAUCGGUCAUAGAGGAGAUGGGUAAAGAGAUUCGGCCCACCUAUGCUGGGAGCAAGAGCGCCAUGGAGCGCCUGAAAAGAGGCAUCAUCCAUGCCCGGGCCCUGGUCAGAGAGUGCCUGGCAGAGACAGAGAGAAACGCUCGCACGUAACAGGAAGCACCUUGGCCUCAGCGUCUGGACCUUUCCGGCCACUGCAGAGCACCUGCUUCUCCCUGGCCUUUGCCCCAAGUUGCACCUCCUAUCCUGGGCUUCCUGUCUUGUCCCUUGGUGGGUGCCCUCCAGGAACCAGGGAUGGACUUUCACUCCAGUGGGCAACGCUAACUGGGCUCCUCCCCCUGCAAGAGUUAGCUGCCAGGUCACUGUGAGUCCCACCCACUACCUGCCAGCAGCAGUGUUGGUCCCACUGGAGCGUUCUCCUUUCUUGGCCCCUAUUACUCUGCACUUACUUCUCACCACUUUGUCCCAGGCCUUCUCUUCCAGAAGGAGCUUAGAAGGCCUGUCACCUCCCUGCCUUGUCUCUGGGGCCAUAUUGACUCUUUUCUCAGUGUAUCUUUUGCUAAAUAUGCCCUUUUUAUAUAAAUAAAAAGAUGAUUUGGAGUUGUUCUCUCA